Messenger RNA from Diuraphis noxia (Russian wheat aphid), 1840 nucleotides. RefSeq lists its product as uncharacterized. Gene Ontology annotation, molecular function: protein binding. Gene Ontology annotation, cellular component: clathrin coat of trans-Golgi network vesicle. NCBI's taxonomy places the organism in Eukaryota, Metazoa, Arthropoda, Insecta, Hemiptera, Aphididae. The record is from RefSeq and is a predicted model, not a curated record.
AAACUAAUCAAGUAUUUUCAAUUUUGUAUCUCGUUGAAAGAUUGAAAAACAACUUACUAAGUUACUCUUUUUCAUAAUUUUUGAUUUUUUAAAGCCUUGCUAAAUUCUAAUUUUAUAUUGUUCAAUUUUAAACAAUAUCUUUCUGAAUGGAUAAAUUUCACGAUGCAAAGAGCUUUUCUUCUUCGAGUAAAAAAAAUGCCAAUGAAAGAUGUGUUGAUGCAGAUUCUAUGAUUAAAAACAUCAUCUCUCAAGACACGUUUGUUGUUAAUAAAGACCAUCAAUUGUAUUCGAAUUUGCCAAAAUGGAUGAUACCAAAAUCUGGUUUCGUGCACCCAUUGUAUGAGCAGAUUUGGCAGUAUGUGAAAUCUGAUAGACGAGAUAGAACAUGUGAUACUGAUUUAGUUUCACAGUUAUUGAUGACUAGUGGUCUAUCUGUUGAUGUACUUGGUAGAUUAUGGYCUAUGGCUAAUGUUGGUGUUGAAGGAUCRUUAUCUCAACAGGAACUUUAUAUAAUUCUGGCUUUAAUUACGCUGGUUCAGAAUGGCUAUUCAGUGUCUAAUGUGUCAUUGUUGCAACAUAUUCAUAAACCAAUAAUACCACAAUUAAAUUACACAAUUAUCGAGAAAAAACAUAAUGUAUCAACAGUGAAAUCAAAUAUUGAACAUAAGCCACAACAACUAGCAAACAAARGAAGUUGCAUAUCAAAAAUUGACAAUGAACAUCAAAAUAUUUAUACCAAAAACUUUCAACAGCCAAAUUGUAACAUCAUUCCAUCUAAAGAAUGUGACCCUUUAGCAGUAACUUUCAUAGAACCAAAAAAUCAAAUGUCUAAAAUUAUGUCCCCAUUAUCUACUAAUCCUGAACCAAAAUCUUUAGACUUUACUCCAGUGAAUGAUAGUUUUGAGACUUUCGAUGAUGAGUUUUCAGAUUUCCAAAGUGCUCAAUUCACAACCACUGACAAUAAAAAUAAUCAAGAGUUUACAGAUUUCCAAUCAGCUUUUGAUACAUUAUCUUUCAAAGAAAACACUAAGAUUAUUGAUAAAACUCCUGAAGUGUUAAAUGACACAUCAGCAGAUAUUGUUUCAGGUUUGGUAGAAAACCAGCAAAAUGUGACAACUAGCCAAGAUGAUUUUCUUGAUAAAUAUGAAGUAUUUCGGGCUUUGGCAGCAGAAACUGAUAAUGUUGAAAAUAUCAUAAAUAAAAAUAAUCAUAAUGAUUCUUUGGAAGUAAAACCUGUUGAAAGUAUUAAAGAGAAUGAUAAUAAUGAUGUUUAUGAUGAUGAAUUUGGAGAUUUCUUAUGUGUUGAAGAAGUUUUAAGCAAUAAACCUGACAUUGAAUUGGAUUGGAAAAAUGUACAAGUACAAUGCAUAAAUAAAUGUCUGGAGUUUUUGCUAGAAGGUUUCACUACAUUUUCAAGUAUAUCUGAUGAGAAAGUACUUAUGGAAGUUAUAAAUCACGAUAAAGGGAUUAACUACAUGACACAAUUGAAUUUGAUAAGUCAAAUUUGUCAACGAAUUCUUAAAAAUUGUUAUUGUUCAUCUUUAGAAGAAAGAUUAAAUGAUGUGUUGUCUAAGUUGGAAACAUACUUAAAUAAUUGUACCUUUAAAUCAACUAAUAAUAUAGAGGUUUUAGGUUCAACAAAGGAUUCCAUACCAUGUUAUUUAUGCAAAUGCAAUUGCAGUAYAGAUUCUACUGAAUACAUGUUAAACCUCUACCACUCAUCUUGUAUAAAUUUUUUGAUUAAUUUUGUUCAAACUUCUCACCUUUCUGUUAAGUAAUACUUAAAUGUUUUAUUUAAGGCUAUUUUUUGCAAUAUCAUAGCUCUACAGUUAACUUAAGC